UUUAAUUAUUUUUUGAAUAUGGAAUCGCAAAAGGAUUGGAUUAAAUACUGUUCAGAUCACAUUUUGAGAAAAAUGAGAUCUGAUCGGUAUGGUAAUCUGUUUGCGACCCCUGUAUUGGAAGCAAGCGAUUCUAUAAUUCCCCCUUCAGUCAAGGAUAAUUAUAGGAUUGUUAUUAGAAAACCUAUGGACUAUAAAACAGUCAAGAUGAAGCUAGAUUCUGGCUCUUAUAUGAAUCCAGACGAGUUCUGCGAGGAUAUGAAAUUGAUUUAUGACAACUGUAUGAGGUUUAAUCCACCAAUUGGAAACAGUAAAUGGGCACAUGAUGCAGCCGUUACAAACCUUAAAAAGUUCAUGAAAAUGUGGGAAACGUCAUAUAAGGUGAUACAGAAUUUGUAUGAAAGGACUAAAAAUUCCAUGGUUACCAAGACUGAACCAAUAUCCACAGUUGUUAUGAACAAUUUCGCAAGUGUUAAUUCAAAUUACCUGAAUGCAAGUGAUAUAAAUAAAUCCCGAAUGACAGAGGGGUACGAUAGACCGUACCCAGCCACUGACCCAUAUAGUAAAUCACUUUCAGCCGAUGGUUAUACUAGACCUUUUUCAUCCACUGACGGCGUCAAUUCCUACCCUAGUAUGGGUUCAGACCCCGCAGUUGAUCUCUCGUGCACGUUCAGUAACAGUGAAGUUACACCAAGAAAUAAGUGGUCGUUCAGACUAAGCCUCCAGAGCAUCCAGGAGUAUAAACUCCGGAAGGGUUUUGUUAACCAAGUGCCUGAAUCCAACGGAUUUUCAAGUUAUCUAGACCCUAAAAUCACCCGUGAACACGACAUUACACGCAAUACUAAUCCACAGAUGGCAUUGUCAUAUGAUGGAUACCCGACUGUUGGAACUGCCCUGGAAACUUCAAAUUAUGAAGUCUACAACGAGUCUGGACUCUCAACAUACGCCGGUGCAGUGGACUACGAAGACUUUGAAGGUGAAACUCACGCGAGUUUCGAGUACGAAGUGCCGCAAAUCCUCUCUAAAAAUGAUGACGGGAUUGUAUGUGUCAGCUUCCUCUCCGAUAACGAUUGUAAUACUCUGUUCCCCGAUUGGAAUGUUAUAGGUUUCACCCCAGAAAAAACCUACUCAUCCAACGCUUAUUCAACUAAUAAUAGAUAUAUCAGUGGAAAUAACGCCUAUAACACUGCUAGUAAUGGAUAUAACACUGGAAAUAGCCCGUUUGCCACUAAUAACGUUAGAUAUAACAAUGGAGCUAACGCCUAUAACUCCGGCAGUAACAGAUAUAGUUCGAACAACAGUAGAUACACCAUGAGUGAUGUGAACAUUCGAUAUGUUUACAACCAGUUGUAUUUGAAUGAUAUUAACAGUUUAAAGUUUGAUCAUAAGCAGAUAAUCCAGGAAAAAGAGCCAGUUGAGGAGGAGUAUAAACUAGACCUGAACCAUCCGAAAAUUAAGUUUAGUUUAAAUAAUUCGUCAGAAAUGGUAACAACGAAUCCAGGGUCACCGGAUACAUCUUUUUACAAUUUGGAAACUGAUGAAAUAACUGACAAUUUACAUAACAAUCAUCAUGGUAGGAAGGGAUUUAGGAAAUUUGUGGACAAUUUGUUUGUAAAAAAGAAUAACUCCCACGUUAAGAGGGAACACUAUAACGGACACACUUCAGAUUUAACUAAUAACAAUUUGAUUAACAAGUUUUUCAAUGCAGAUUCAAUUGAUUUAAACAACACGUAUUAUUUAAGCCCAAAUUCAAUAAAUUUAACCUCCAACACCGAUUUCACACCCUCCAAUGGAGAUUUCACCCGUUCUAAUGGAGAUUUCACACAUUCCAAUGGAAAUUACACAGACUCCAACGGAGACUACACUAAUUCCCACUGCGAUUACGCAGGUUUUAACCAAGAUUUAAAUUAUAACUCAGAUUUAACCUAUAACAAGGACGUUAAUUACAACGGAGAUUACAUCACCUCCGAUAAAGAUUACUUAACAUCGAGCAGAGAUAUAGACUCUAAUUUGGACUAUUUGUAUUGCAAUGAUUUGGAGUAUAAUGUGCUGGGAUUGAGGCCUAAAGAGGAAACGCUGGAUUUAUAUAUAGACAUAGACUCGAACUCCAUAGUAAACGCAUCGGAAACGGCACUGUUGUUGGAAAAGAACUUUUUCAGCAGAGUUUCUGUGAAGGACCAGUACUUUAAGAUUUAUGAGAAGCCCCAGCUGUCACUGAUUUGUAGUAAUAAGGGUUACUUUAAACUCGACGAGUCUGACUUUGUUUACGAAGAUGUCGACAUGAAACACAUUCGUAUAUUCUUCUUCAACUGUUCCAAAAGUAAGGUUAAGGUUUCCUCUAGAAAAUUGAGUUUCACAGACCUGGUUUUGGGCGACCGUUACAACUUGUCCCUUGUAAACAACUUGCACAACGAUUUUAAGCUCGGGAAUGUGUCAAAUUUGCCUUUUUUCACCCUUCCAAACUCUACGCCUAUUUGCUUCUCAAAGCAGCAGGACAUUCUCUACAGACUUCAACUCAUCAACAACUCCCUGCCAGUGCAGCUACUCGCAUUACACAUUAUAUCAACUCAUUAAUCUCCAAAACACUCUAAUAUAAUAAUCCACAAUAGUAUUUGUUAUUAUAUUAUUGUGUAC
Messenger RNA from Theileria parva strain Muguga, 2631 nucleotides. Its product is annotated as Bromodomain protein. Bases 19 to 2571 code for a protein of 850 amino acids. The transcript is spliced from 4 exons. The record is from RefSeq and is a predicted model, not a curated record. Gene Ontology annotation, molecular function: protein binding. Gene Ontology annotation, cellular component: NuA4 histone acetyltransferase complex. NCBI's taxonomy places the organism in Eukaryota, Apicomplexa, Aconoidasida, Piroplasmida, Theileriidae.